AUGGAGGCGCUAUACGGGAGUCUAAGAGCGUUACCUCUCUCGGUAUCAAUUCCUCUUACAGUUGGUGUCACAAUCUUCUUAUCUGUCGUCACCAACGUGGUUCGACAAAUAUGGUUCCCCAAUCCCCAUCGCCCUCCAGUCGUUUUUCACAUCUUUCCCUUGAUCGGAAGCACUGUUCAAUAUGGUAUUGAUCCGUAUAAAUUCUUCUUUGACUGCAGAGCCAAGUAUGGAGACUGCUUUACCUUCAUCCUGCUUGGUAAAUCGACGACUGUAUUUCUUGGGCCCAAGGGCAAUGACUUCAUCUUGAAUGGAAAGCAUGCCGAUCCCAACGCUGAAGAUGUUUACGGAAAACUCACUACACCUGUUUUUGGAGAGGAGGUUGUGUAUGACUGCUCCAAUGCGCGGUUCAUGGACCAGAAGAGGCUUCUCAAGCUUGGCCUAACCACUGAAUCUCUACGGUGUUACAUCCCCAAAUUCGUCAAAGAGGUUGAAGACUAUGUCCACACCUCACCUUACUUCAAAGGAAAUACAGGAAUCGUCAACAUCACAGAAGUCAUGGCCGAGAUCACCAUUUACACCGCUUCAGGAUCUUUGUUAGGAAAUGAAGUCCGCGCCAUGUUUGAUAGCACAUUCGCCACUCUCUACCGUCACCUUGAUGACGGCUUUCAGCCCAUCAAUUUCAUCAUGCCAGGUCUUCCACUACCCCAGAACUUCAGGCGCGACCAUGCAAGAAAGACCAUGGAAAAGCUGUUCAGCGACAUCAUUCGUGAGCGUCGCGAAAAAGGAAACCAAGGUGAUGAGACGGAUAUGGUCUGGACGCUUAUGAAUGCGCAGUAUAAAGAUGGCAAGGAUCUUCCAGACCAUCAUGCCGCGAGGAUGUUGAUUGCUAUCUUGAUGGGUGGUCAACAUAAUACUGCUGCUAGUGGUGCUUGGCUUCUUCUCAACCUUGCGCAUAAGCCCCAUCUUGUUCAAGAGUUGUACGAUGAACAGGUGGCUGUCUUAGGUUCGCCUCAAGAACCCUUGACGUGGGAGAACCUCCAGAAGUUGACUCUCAACGGCCAAGUUAUCAAGGAAACCCUCCGUCUUCACAGCCCUAUCCACUCCAUCCUCCGACAAGUCAAGCAACCCAUGCGUGUACCCGGUACAGACUGGGUAGUACCUCCGUCCCAUACACUUCUAGCGUCUCCUGGUACCAUUGCUCGUUCAGAAGAGUUCUUCCCUCGACCAUCCGAAUGGAAUCCUCAUCGCUGGGACAAAAUCGAGCCUCUUGAGAAGGACGAUAGAGAUGCUCAGACAGUCGACUACGGCUUCGGUAUGAUGAACAAGUCUGUCACCAGUCCUUAUCUACCUUUUGGAGCUGGACGACAUCGAUGUGUGGGUGAGAACUACGCUUACGCCCAACUGGGUGCUAUCGUUGCUACAUUUGUGCGAUUGCUUCAUAUCGAACAGCCUGACCCUAAGGCUCCCCUCCCGGAUCCAGAUUACUCUUCUAUGUUUUCUCGUCCUAUGAACCCCGCUGAGGUCCGAUGGACUCGACGCGAGACAGCGGAAUAA
Fusarium coffeatum is the source of this 1554-nucleotide messenger RNA. RefSeq lists its product as uncharacterized. NCBI's taxonomy places the organism in Eukaryota, Fungi, Ascomycota, Sordariomycetes, Hypocreales, Nectriaceae. The transcript is spliced from 3 exons. Gene Ontology annotation, molecular function: heme binding; iron ion binding; monooxygenase activity. The record is from RefSeq and is a predicted model, not a curated record. The coding region runs from base 1 to 1554 and encodes 517 amino acids. Gene Ontology annotation, biological process: ergosterol biosynthetic process.